This is a messenger RNA of Dibothriocephalus latus, 279 nucleotides long. NCBI's taxonomy places the organism in Eukaryota, Metazoa, Platyhelminthes, Cestoda, Diphyllobothriidea, Diphyllobothriidae. The record is from the annotation of a GenBank genome assembly.
AUGGGUUUUCAGGAUGCGCUGGUGAUGGGUGUUCAGGAUGCGCUGGUGAUGGGUGUUCAGGAUGCGCUGGGUGUCAAUAUCGUGGAGCAUGCUGCUGUCGGCAGUUCCAUGGGUGCUGAGAAGGGUUGUUGUGCCCUUGACUAUGGGACCAUAGACAGCCUUGAUCGCAGCAAAGAAGUUCUUUCACUCAUUGCGGUCAGCGUAACCAUGGAUUUCCUCGCCGUUGCGAGCCAUCCAAGCAUCCUGCAUUUCCCGCAGCUGCUGUUGCACAAGUUGUGA